Molecule: messenger RNA, 5090 nt
Organism: Vespula pensylvanica (western yellowjacket)
Lineage: Eukaryota; Metazoa; Arthropoda; Insecta; Hymenoptera; Vespidae
Gene: Rfx
Product: DNA-binding protein RFX2
Exons: 16
Coding region: 353-2893 (846 amino acids)
Biological process (GO): regulation of transcription by RNA polymerase II
Molecular function (GO): DNA-binding transcription factor activity, RNA polymerase II-specific; RNA polymerase II cis-regulatory region sequence-specific DNA binding
Source: RefSeq, a predicted model, not a curated record
AUAAUUUCCUUUUGAAAGAAUGGUGUUUAAAAAAUAUCAAAAGAAAAACAGCGGAGGGGAAAGAAAGCAGCAGUUGCGCUCCUGGUCAUGACGCGGUCAGUGAUGCCGUAGCCAAGGCGACCACAGCAGCAGACAACCGACACUCCAACCAUCAGACAACAAAUAUACAAAUUUUGUCGGAGUGUAUUACUCCAAUUUUUUCUCCUCUUUGGUGCCUUCACCGUCUGUGCAGUUCUGUGGAGCGACAGGUACGGUUUUCCUUCCUCGCAAAAAAACCAUCUCGAGCACGCAAUAGGAUACGUUCGGUCGCGCAAGUGCGUCCGGGCGUUGUGGUUGAAAGUUCACGCCAUUCAUGAAGACAGAUUCAUCUCUUCAGAAGCAGGGAGGUUGUGGUGGUGGUGAUACGGUGGGUGCAGAGGGAAGUCUAGCAUCAAUUGCCAUGACUACGACAGGAGCCCAGUAUGCCCUCACAGCAUCCACCGGAGCUAACGGCAGUGGGGGUAAUUCUACUACAGUAGGGGUGGAGCCUAAACCAAGCGUUGUUGUCGUGACUACUUCCAGUUCUAGUGGUGGUGCUAAUGUAGCUCAAACUCAAUCUACCAGAGGCCAACAGCUUAUCACUGUAGUUACUAGUCCUGAUCCUUCAAGUCCAAGUAAUUUACAGCCAAUUCAGUUGUUGGUUCAGGAUCAACUUGAAACAGCUGCAGAUUCUUCCAAUGGCUCAACAGGUACCCCAGCACAUGUUACAGCACAAGUAGUGGUCAAUACUACUCACUCUGGUCAGCAUACAUUUGUUGAUAGUGACGCUGCAUCCACAUCUGCUGGCACUAUUGUUAGUGGUUCUCCUCAUUAUAUAACAGUUACAGACACCAGUGAUUCACCAUCCUACGCAUCCCUCACAACGACAGUAGUAUCUGGGGAAGCAGAAGCAGUGGGGUCCGAAUCAGUGUCCCAUCCAACCUAUGUUCAAUAUGUUGAGGGGGAUGGUUCUACGUAUAUACCGGCGAAUAGUCAGAUGACAUAUCCAGUAUAUGCCGUAGGAGAGGCUGGUGCAAUGUAUACACCUGCCUCAAGUCAAUAUUAUACUCCAGCCUCAACACCAGUAACAUAUGCACAGGUUACAGCACAAGGAUCAAAUACUACUACUGGACAGUUAUUAUCUCAGGGCAAUGGCACUUACUUAAUCCAGCAAAGUGUUGUAGAUGGUGAUCCAACAACACAUACACUCAUAUCUGCUGCAGCUGCUGCUGCUCGAGCUAGUCCACAAACUGAAAAUGCGGAGGCUGUGGUUAGCGGGGGUGGCGGGGCAUACUUGAUCACUGGUAAUUCAGGAAGUGCUGCUGUUACCGUGGAAGAAGCAGCAGCUGCAGCAGCAAAUAUGACGCAUGCCACUAGGGUCUCUCAAGCCACAGUACAUUGGUUAUUGGAGAAUUAUGAAACUGCAGAUGGUGUCUCUCUUCCAAGAUCUACACUUUAUAAUCAUUAUUUACGCCAUUGUUCUGAAAACAAACUAGAUCCAGUAAAUGCUGCAAGUUUUGGAAAACUGAUAAGAUCCGUGUUCUUGGGCUUAAGAACAAGACGGUUAGGUACACGAGGGAACUCUAAAUAUCACUACUACGGAAUUCGUGUUAAACCUAGCUCCCCUUUGGUCAUGCUGAAUGAAGAUGGUACAUCACGUCAACAACAAACUACAAAUUCUCAAACUAAACGAUUUAAAUUUGUUAAUCAGAAACCAGAUCAAGCAUAUGAAAGCAAUACACAUUCAAAUACAAAUAUUUCUUCUAAUACCUCUCCGCCACAAUAUCAUCAGUAUCUUGGCGAAGCAAGUGGUGCAAUACCUGAAUUUCCAGAAAUACUUGUUGGACAUGGUUCCUCUUUACCUGAAGACUGUACAUUGGAAGAUAUAGAUACUUUUCGUAGUAUAUACAGAGAACAUUGUGAGGCAUUUUUAGAUGCUGUUUUAAAUUUUGAAUUUGCAACUGUUGAAAGUCUGUGGAGAGAAUUUUGGCGUAGUCAGGAUAAUAAUAAUGGUGAUGAGUGUGAAGAAGAAAAAUAUUUAUCAAAGACCAAAUUAUAUCAAAUGUGUAAGUGCUCUGAAGUCCAAGAUUUUAUCAGAAAAGUAGAUUAUACAUUUUAUCAAAACUUAGUGGAAGUAUUAAUGCCAAAUGUACUAAGACCAAUACCAAGUUCACUAACGCAAUCUAUUCGAAAUUUUGCAAAAGGAUUAGAAUCAUGGUUAAUUUCUGCCAUGGCUGAUUGUCCUGAAGAAAUGACCCAAAUUAAGUUAACAGCUGUCUCUGCCUUUGCUCAAACCUUAAGGCGAUAUACAUCAUUGAACCAUCUUGCUCAAGCUGCACGAGCAGUACUCCAAAAUUCUAGUCAAAUAAAUCAAAUGUUGGCUGAUCUUAAUCGAGUUGAUUUCCAUAAUGUACAGGAACAGGCAUCUUGGGUAUGUCAAUGUGAUUAUGGUAUGGUGCAACGUUUGGAGGCAGAUUUUAAAGUGACACUACAGCAACAAAACUCAUUAGAAGAUUGGGCAAUUUGGCUAAAAAGUGUUGUAACGCAAGUACUCAAACCUUUUGAAGAAAAACCUACUUUUGCUAAAGCUGCGCGCCAGUUUUUACUCAAAUGGUCUUUCUAUAGCUCAAUGGUUAUUCGUGAUCUCACUCUUAGAAGUGCUGCCAGCUUUGGUUCUUUUCAUCUUAUUAGAUUGUUAUAUGAUGAAUAUAUGUUUUAUUUAAUUGAGCAUCAAGUUGCUAUAGCUACUGGAACAACACCUAUUGCAGUAAUGGGAGAUAAAAGUCAAAAUUGUCCAAUAAUUAAUAAUUUUGGAGCAACAUCUAAUGGAGAUACAUCUAAUACAAGUCAACCUAAACGUAUUAAGUUGAGCUAACUGCGUGCCUACGCUUUUAAGUUCGUGAGUAAAAAGAUAGAAGAUAAAAAGAGAUUAUAUUUGAGAUCAUGGCGUACAAUUUUAGUUAGAAUAGGCGUCAUAAUCUUAUAAUCUCAUAAAAGAUAAAGAUUUUGAAGUAUUUAGCACGAAAGCAUGCAGGCCUAUUAAGACACACUAGUCCCGCGAAUUAUUUUAUAUAAGAAUAAAUCAUAAUUUAACAGAAUGUCAGACAACUAAGAUUUUUGCAUAAUAUUCAUAUUGUAUACAAUUCAAGUAAAUUUAUUAACAAUAAGUGAUAUAGGAAUACAUAAUGUAAAGAAAUGAGAAACAAAUCUUGUCUUAUAUGAUUAUUAUGACAAGUUUAACUUAUUAUUAAAAGAAAAUGUUUAGUUUGUUAAUUUACAUAAUCUAGUCGAAACACUAAAUGAAUGGGACCAUGAAUUUAUCAUGUCCUUUUAGCAUAUGCAAAACUUGUUCGAUCCAGUUUUCCUUAAAAAAUAUAAAUAUACAAUACUUGAAGUAAAAAAAAUAGCUUAUGAUAGAAAAAGCUAUAUAUGUUGAGUAUUUGAGGGCAAAGAAUAAAUCUGGCUUAUGAAUAAUAUAUCAGAUUUUAUGAAAAUGAGUAAUUUUUGAAUAACUGAGAUAAUCUCAUAUUGAAAGAUCUUUAAUUAUUAAAUGUGUGAUCGCGCUCUUCGCAUUUUUGGUAUAACAGCAGAGAGAGUGCGAUCGUGUUCGUCACAUUCAAACGAUUAGUUAAAACAAAUAGCUUUUUAUUUGCUUUCAUUCAAAGAAAACUGAAUCAAUCAAGUUCAAUUGGGUAAAUUUCAAGCUAUAAAAGGAAAGUGCAUGAAAAUAAAAAAUGGUGAAAAAGUAGAUUGUUACAUGGAUAAAGUCCAUUGUGCACAAUUUUUUGAAUAAUCUUCUAUGAUUCACGAAAUCCGCCCUGUCGAUGGUGUUGUCAAAAUAUUCCUACAGGAAGAGAAGUAAAUUAGAUAAUUAAGAUAGUAUAAACAUACAUACAUGUUUUAGAUAUGUCCUAAUAUGCAUAUUUUUUAAUGCGAUUUAUUAAUUGUACAUCGAGCAUCACGAUUUUGUUGAAAGAUAUCUAUUAAAACCCAUUCACAUUCUCUUGGUAUAUUUAAACGAAUAGUACAAAAUGCUGAUAAGUGUAGAUGAAACAGAGCAACGCGAUCGUUUUAAUUUACUGAAAGAAUAGAAUGUGGUAUCAAACUGUGUGUAUACGCGUGUGGUACACACACACACACUUAUAUAUAGAUUUGGAUCCUAUCCAAUAUAUAUAUAUAUAUAUAUGUAUAUAUAUAUAUAUGUAUAUAUAUGUAUAUGUGUAUAUAUAUAUAUAUAUAUAUCAAUAACUUGGCUUGUAAGAAAGUACAUGUCUGUUGAACUUUGGAUAACUACAAAAUGUAAUGAAUAGACACUGUUAGUGUCUUCAAACAUUCUAUGCAUUUAAAUUAUUUGAAAUUAUAAUUAAGAUAAAUGUCAGUAAAUAUAUGUUUUGUAUUUGUCGACACACAAGUGUCUUUUUGCUGUAUGAUAGAAUAAUAGGUAUAAGUGAGUAUUUUGAAAUUGAUGUUAUAUUUUGCUUGUUUACGUAUUAUUUUGAAGAGAUAAAUUAAGAUAAAUGAACAAUUCCAAAUAUUUUAUGUAUGUAGUAUGAUUUUUAUUUUCAUCAAAUAAGAAGUAUACAUACUGCUUUCAUGUACUGCUUUUCAAGAUUGUAUUUGUUAUUAUAAAUGACGUAUUGACUUAGCAUACACAUACAAGAGGGUAUAUAAGUACAAAAAUAAUGCUUACUAUUUAUUAAGUAGUCAAUAUUAUUAUUCGUAAAGUGCUUGAAAAUUUUAAAUAUGAUUGUUUUUUAAAUCAAUCGAUCUUUGUUUUUAUACAGCUUUGCAUUAAUGACAUUUUAUCCUUUUUUAAUUAAAUUUAAUUCUGUUCCAAUUAAUAUAAUAUAACAAGAAAUUAUACAAUUUCUUCAAUACUGUAUCAAUUUUUCUUUAAAAAUUUCGAAACUCUAUAUAUCUUAUUUUAAUCAGCAAUAUUGCUUUAAUUUGCAAUAAAUUUUUGCAUAUAUAUCUUUUCCAAAUUAUUUCAUAAGCAUCGAAAAUUAUAUAAAAGAAAAAAUAAUCAGUACAUAAUAUAUAAAUAUAAUCGGUACUAUUCAAUAUUAUAACAA